Molecule: messenger RNA, 2954 nt
Organism: Drosophila subpulchrella
Lineage: Eukaryota; Metazoa; Arthropoda; Insecta; Diptera; Drosophilidae
Gene: Tes
Exons: 3
Coding region: 75-2525 (816 amino acids)
Molecular function (GO): zinc ion binding
Source: RefSeq, a predicted model, not a curated record
GUCCAAGGAGAGCCAGCUUGCGAGCACAAAGGAUCUGCAAAAUUAAUGUUUUUAUUAGAUGCAAAACCUUUAAAAUGUCCGCCGUGAGCCAAAACUCUUGUGUGGAAACGCCAAAGGCGCCGGAAUGGCUGUCGAAGCUGGAGAGCCGUCGAGAGCAGCUGAAGCGCUCCAAACUGGGACACGAAGCCGGAGCUGGAGCUCCGUGCGCCGAGUGCAAGGAUAAGUGCCCUGGACUGGAUUUACAUUUCUGGCGGAAGGUCUGCCGCAACUGCAAGUGCCCAAAGAACCAGCAUGUUUGUCCGGACGACGAUGACGCCACCGGCUGGGCACAGUUCGAGAUUCUGGGACAGAUUAGGGCCAAGCCAGCGUAUAUUAAGAUCAAAGCCCUGGCCAGUCAACCGGUGCAGCUGGAGUGGGUGCCACCGAAUGCUGCUCCCGAUGUGGUCACCGAUUACAUGGAGAAGCUGGGCACUGCCCAAAUACCGGUGGCCGGAAGUGACGCCGCUUUGAAGAGGAAACUACAGCUUGAGCUCCAAGUACCGCCGCACGAUCUGGAUGCCGCUUUGUGCGAUGGAUUGACGGAAACGGAGGCCAUCCAGCUGCAGCAGUACGUCCAGAAAUUGCGCGAGCAGUGCGUCGGCCAGGGCGUGGUAGUGCGCCUAGGAGAUCGUCUCAACCAUGCUCAAGUGGAGCACGUUUUUCCCGUUUCGACGACUUCCCAGGAGGCGUCAAGAACCUGGCAAUCGCUGGGUCUCUCACCGGUGGCCGAUGACACAUUAAACGAACUGCUGGCCAAUCCUAAGGUAGCCCAGGCCCUGGCAGGUCCAGCCAGCGCCCAACCCAAACUUUUUGUGGCCUUUUCAGAGCCUUUGUCCGAUUCGGCAGUUCAUUUCGAGGAAAACGGAGCUCUGCGGGCCCAGACCAGGGAAAAGCUGCUGGGCAUCAGCAAGCCGGCCUUGCAGAGCCUUGUGAGUCAUGGCGUUGUCUAUGACAAGGUUCUGGGAAUACUACAGGAAAAAAAGCUGAACAUCUCGAGAGAUCCCAAACUUGGGCCCAUCGCUGAGUUCCGUAAGGAGUAUGUUAGCAAUCCGCAGUUCAGAGCAGAGAUCAAUACCAUCUGCCCGCAGCAGCCCAUGACGCCAAUGAAAUCCUCUCCAGGCACACCAUUCAACUCCCCGUUGCCGGUGAAGAAUCCAGUGCAGAUAAGAUUCGGAGCACAGAUGCGCCAGGAUACGCCCAUGCGGCGGGUCAAGUUUGGUGGCGUCUCCACCAUAGUUUACGACUGCGGACUGCCCGCCAAUACGGACUACGAUCGUGAUCCAGUCUUUGCACAGAUCCUUCAGGCGGAGCCGCUCAAACAGGCGCUGCAGGAAGCGCGCGCUGGACGUGCUCCCUCCUCGGUGGUUAUUUCCCAUAUCCCGGCUCCGGUUGCAAGUCUUGCGGAGCUGAAAGGUCUUACUCCGACCACUAAGGCCCAGCUCCAGUCCGUGGGACUCGAUAAGAACAUGCUACAAUCCGCAGUUUCCAACGCGCCGUAUUAUGACCGACUUUUCCGCUCGCUGCAGGACAAGGGCAUCUCCCAUGACCAAUGCCAGCUACUGCAGCCACUGAAACAAGUGCACGACUGGCUGCUGGACGACGAUCAGUUGCUGGACGAGAUCGACAAGGUCUUUGCCGACAUGGCCAAUGGCUGCAAGGACAUUUCGUAUCCGAAACCCGGUCUAGGCGAGCUACCCACAUCCCACAGCAGUGAUUCUGGCUUCCACUCGAAACCCCCAACUCCAUGUUAUGGCAGCGAAGAUCUAACCCCAGGACAGGGCAGAUUCACCACCAUUCCCGGCAUUGAGGACAUGAACAUGUACCCAAGCUGCGCCGGCAUGCCGGAGCAGUUCCAGCAACUACGCCUUCACGGGGAGGAGUCUUCAGGCAAAGAGCCUGAGCGGACCAUUUUGUGCGCUGACUGCAGCAAGCCAAUCGCCUAUGGCGAAGUGGCCGUCAAGGCGGAUCGAGCUGGAAAGGAGAUCGCCUGGCACCCCGGCUGCUUCAAGUGCAACACAUGCCGCGAACUCUUGGCCGACUUGGUCUACUUCUUUCACCAAGGACAAGUUUUCUGCGGUCGCGACUUGGCCAUCAAGCUGAAGAUCCCGCGAUGCCGCGCCUGUGACGAGCUGAUUUUCACCAAGGAGUACACGGCAGCCGAGGAAGCAACGUUCCACAUAAAGCACUUCUGCUGCUAUCAGUGCGAUGAGCCUCUGGCCGGACAGCAGUACAUCGCGGAUGAGAAGUCCAACAUGCCUCUGUGUUUGCUCUGCUAUGACCGAUUGUUCGCCGUUUGCUGCCAACGCUGUAAGAUAGCAAUUGGACCGGCGGACCAAGGCGUGGCUUGGGGCGAUGUCCACUGGCAUGCCAACUGCUUUGUCUGCGCCGGAGUGGAGUGCUCCAAGCCGCUUAUUGGAGGACGCUUUUGCGUCAAGGAGAACAUGCCCUUCUGCAGCCCAACCUGCGUCCGCAGCUUGAUUAAGUGAGCAGCUAAGCAGUCACAACAAUAUUUUCAUAUUUUUAUACACAAUCAAAGACACGAUCAUCGGUUUAUGAUGAUGCACACAAUAUUUAAUAACCAGCUAGUGAUCAAUACAUGCCACAGACUCAAAGUGCCUAGAAUAGACUUGCAUUUAAAAAAAAGCCUAAUUGCAAUUUAUGAUGUCAAUCAAAUUGGAAGCAUCAGUAGUAGAAGUAUUGACUGCUGUUAUUAAAGGUUGUUCCAUUUCCGUAUUUUAUCCAACUACACUUUUAAAGUUUUUGAGCCGACUAAUUUGUUUGGCAUCGUAAACAGGAAUUAGGCCAAAUUAUUUACAAUUCCAACCGCUUUUGCGUGCCAAUAGACCAAGUAGAACAUAUAAAAAUUUUUCUAUAUAUUUAAAUACAAUAUAUUUACGUAUUGCAAUGAAAGCGCA